UCGAAGGUGCAAAGAGAAAUAUGGAGCACCAGGUGCAGAGAGCUCUAUGUAGUGUAGGUCUUACUUCUUAAAGUUAAUGCGUAUCUUUGACUGCUAUGGCUCAGGUUGUGAAGUACAGUUUUACCAUUCUGCAUUUCUCGUUCUCAAAAAUGGAUGAUCAUGACUCUAACUGUUUACGACCGGAAGAAAAUUUUGGAAAUACAAACAACGGUGAUGUGUUAGGCAACGAAGGAAGAAAACUCCUGAAUGCCUGUGUGAAGGUCAAGAUAUACGGCAAACCAGAAACACGCAGAUAUGACCGAGAGACAGCAUUAAAGCGGCUGGAGGGUUGUAUUAAGCCAAUGAAACCUUCUGGAUGUUAUUCAUGGUUGUGCAUUAACGAGCUCUUAUUACCCACUGAGGUUGAUCGAAAUGGGAAUCGUACUGAUUAUAACGAGACAUACACCAUUGCUGAUAUUCAUGCCGCACUUGUAAAGCUUGAAGACAUUCCCUUUGUUGAAAAAUACCCCAAAAGAGGGCCUGGUUCGGAGGAGACGAGGGUGUUGAUCGAUAAACGAAGAGAUGCUGUUGAAAGAGAGUUGGAGGAAGCUAAAGCUAAUCCAGAUGGAAGACAGAGGUAUUCUUUUACGGUUGCACAGCGUAGAGUCAGGGAUUGCUAUGCUAACAACUUGGCAGGGAAUUUUUCCACCAUGCGUCCUCAUAUACCCAUGUCACGUACAACCACAUACAAUAUUAAGGCUAUUUAUGAGGCAGUUAAUUUCCGCAAAAGACAAUGUAUCGAAACAAGCAGUUUCUCGGAUGGACCUGUGUAUGAGAAAAUACAUGCAAGUAGGGUUAGUAUUGAGAGAGAAUAUGAGAAUGCUAUGGCUUCUACUGACACUGCUCACAGAUACAACAGAGAUGAAGCAGAGGAAUGUUUGAGGAGUUGCUACUGUAGUACAGAUGAUCCUUUUCAAGGACGUCAUGCUGUAUUUCGAGGGGAGGUUGAUAUUUUUGAACUUCGUAAGGCACUAUGCCUUCAUGAUGAAAGCAGAACACUACCUUAUAAAUACCCUGAAAAAGGGCCUGGAUCUGAAGAGCUAAGGAAGUCAAAUGAAUUGAUGAACACAGAGUCAAGUUGAAAGAAGAAUAUGAGACUUGUUCAGCUUCUCAUGCUAUUGGACAGAAACCCCAUGAAUAUUCCCGCUCUGAGGCAGAGCACAGAGUGAGAGACUGUUUUGCAGGUACUUUUCAAGAAGAUGAUGACAUGUUUCCCAUAAAGAAAGAUCAGAGUGGAAUGCCAAGGUUUUACCAAACAUUUGACAUCUUUGACAUAAAACAAUCUAUUGAAUAUUUUGAUGCUAAAAAGUUCUUUAACGUGCAGAAGGACGAGCAGAUUCUGAAGAAUUGAAAAAAGAGGCUGAUGAACUAGGAAUAGUAUCUAAGAAGAGUACGAGGUGGCUAUUGAUGAAAUUGAGCAUGGCUCUGGAUUUCUCAUCAGCGACCACUUUAUACUCAACAACAAGCAUGUGAUUGAAACCUAUCUAGACGAUGAAAAUAGUGUUAUGCAAUUUGCAUUUCCAAUGCAGCCAUUGGUGAGCUGCAUUGUGAGGUUGCUCACAGUGAUUCUGGUAAGGAUCUUGCUUUACUUUAUUGUCCAGCCCUUAAUUUGCCACAAUGUAGAAUUUCUCCAAUGCAGUUGUCAACCCAGCCAUUGCUGCUAGGAAUGCAGAUAUUUUCAUUUGGUUAUCCCAUGAGUGACACAGAAGAAAGUGCUCUUUUGGUGACUGGGAAUGUCUCUGGUUCCAAGAGGAACCCAUCAGGCCAUUCAAUGGCAGUGCUAAACUGCUCACUAAAUUGUGGCAAUUUAGGUGGGCCAGUUCUUUCUUGGGUUAAUGGCCAGGUAAGGGUAAUUGGCAUUGCAACUCAGAAACAUUUUAAACAGAUUUUAAUACUGGAUGAAUUGAAAAGAUUAGAAAAUCAUUACAAGCCUAUGCUAUUAAUGAUGUGUGAGAUCAUAAUGUAGGUUAUCUCUAUAUUCAUGGUACAUCACUAACCCCCUAUCAGGUUUCAAUACAUCUACUCACAUUGAAACUGUAUGAUGCUUUGGAAACACAUUCUCAAUUCAAUUUAAGUAAUGCAUUGCCAGGAGAUGUAGUGGUUGAGUUUAUCAAAAACUUCAUACCUGAAUACAAGGGAGAGCAUAAAGAAGAGUUGGUCAAAGUAAUUGAAUUGUCUCAGUGGAUCAAUCAAACACAAAUUUGUUUGCAGGUCCUUCUUUAUGAUAAUAUAUCUGAUUUUUGUAAGAUUGUUGUUGUUAGACAAUCUCUAGUUAAAGAUGAGGAACAAUUUUUCAGGGAUAGGCCUAUGUUUGGAUUUUUUAGAAUAAUUGUAGGGUGCCUUGAGGCUCUUGAAAAAGAAAUGUUUUUGAUGUAAAACUGGUUCUUUAUUUUGUUCUGCAACUCAAGCAUCGUUAAGCAAUAGGUCACACUUACUAUUAGUUUCAACAAAGUAACCCAGGCAGGAAGUUGGGAGAGCACCAGUAAGUCAGAGGCAAGUGAUUCACAAACUCUCCUUGGGGGGGUGGGGUCUUUUCCCAACAUUCCAAGUGGGUUAUUGUGGCAGUAUACUAGUAGAAACUACAGUUUUUUGCUUUAUGAAAUAAAAUUAAAUGUGCUAUGGGUUUACUGGCACAGUAAAUGAUAUUUUUUUUUUACCAAUCAAGGCACUCACAGUAUUUCUGUUAUUUCAUUGAAAUGUGUAGGACUAUUUUCAUAGUUUCAUACUGGCACAAUAAAUG
Stylophora pistillata is the source of this 2779-nucleotide messenger RNA. RefSeq lists its product as uncharacterized. NCBI's taxonomy places the organism in Eukaryota, Metazoa, Cnidaria, Anthozoa, Scleractinia, Pocilloporidae. The record is from RefSeq and is a predicted model, not a curated record.